Messenger RNA from Eucalyptus grandis, 1185 nucleotides. Its product is annotated as chalcone synthase 6-4. The record is from RefSeq and is a predicted model, not a curated record. Gene Ontology annotation, molecular function: acyltransferase activity, transferring groups other than amino-acyl groups. Gene Ontology annotation, biological process: polyketide biosynthetic process. The transcript is spliced from 2 exons. Lineage: Eukaryota; Viridiplantae; Streptophyta; Magnoliopsida; Myrtales; Myrtaceae.
AUGAGUGCCGUCGAGAAGAUCCGCGAGAACCAGCGGGCCAAGGGGCCCGCGACCAUCCUUGCCAUUGGGACGGCAAAUCCGGUCAACUGCGUGUACCAGGCCGAAUACCCGGACUACUACUUCCGCAUGACCAAGAGCGAGCACAUGACGGCCCUCAAACAGAAGUUCAUCCGCAUAUGUGACAAUUCAAUGAUCCACAAGCGCUACACGCACUUGACCGAGGAGCUUAUGGAGAAACACCCCGAGAUCUGCUCGUACGACGACCCUUCUUCCUUCAAUCCACGCCAGGACAUAAUGAUCGAUGCCAUCCCGAAGCUCGGCAAGGAGGCGGCAUUGAAGGCCAUCAAGGAAUGGGGCCAACCCAAGUCCAAGAUCACCCACAUUGUCUUCUGCUCCUUCUCCGGCGUCGACAUGCCUGGCGCCGACUACCAGCUCAUGCGCCUUCUCGGUCUGAGCCCCUCCGUCAAGCGUGUCAUGCUCUACCACCUGGGCUGCUUUGCUGGCGGUACUGCCCUCCGCAUCGCAAAGGACCUCGCCGAGAACAAUGCCAGUGCCCGUGUCCUCGUCGUCUGCUCUGAGAUCACUGUCACCGCCUUCUGAGGCCCGUCUGCUGAGAACCUUGCCAACCUUGUCGGCCAGGCCAUCUUUGGUGACGGAGCGGCCGCGCUCAUCAUAGGGUCGGACCCAGAGAUCCCUGCUGAGCGGCCCGUAUUCCAAAUCGUGUGGACUGCGGAGACCGUUUUGCCAAACUCUGAGUGCGCCAUCGAGGGGCAACUGCGCGACGUUGGCUUCACCUUCGGGUUAUCCGACAGGGUCCCGCAUUUGAUCGCGAGCAACAUCGAGAAGAGCUUGAAAGAGGCGUUCGAUUCGCUUGACAUAAGUGACUGGAACUCCAUCUUUUGGGUGCCUCAUCCGGGUGGCCCGGCCAUACUCAACCAAAUCGAGGCCAAGCUAGGGCUGAAAAAGGAGAGGCUCCGAGCCGUGAGGCAGGUGCUUGGAGAGUACGGGAACAUGUCGAGCGCAAGUGUCUUGUUCAUCCUCGAUGAGAUGCGGAGGAAGUCGGCGGAGGAAGGGCUCGCGACCACCGGUGAGGGGUUGGAGUGGGGCGUCCUCUUUGGGUUUGGGCCGGGCCUCACGGUGGAGACGGUGGUGCUUCACAGCGUCCCAACAGUGACCCGUGGAUGA